Juglans regia (Persian walnut) is the source of this 1556-nucleotide messenger RNA. Its product is annotated as aminotransferase ALD1, chloroplastic-like. Gene Ontology annotation, biological process: systemic acquired resistance, salicylic acid mediated signaling pathway; L-pipecolic acid biosynthetic process. Gene Ontology annotation, cellular component: chloroplast. The coding region runs from base 13 to 1278 and encodes 421 amino acids. The record is from RefSeq and is a predicted model, not a curated record. The transcript is spliced from 10 exons. Lineage: Eukaryota; Viridiplantae; Streptophyta; Magnoliopsida; Fagales; Juglandaceae. Gene Ontology annotation, molecular function: L-lysine:pyruvate alpha-transaminase activity; pyridoxal phosphate binding.
UUGCAGCCUAGGAUGGUCCAGGCCAGCCUGAAGGCCAAAAGGGAUGGAGUUGGUUACCGGACAAAGGUACCCCGAAACGUGAACAUGGAAAAUUUGCAGAAUGGAUAUUUGUUCUCUGAGAUUUCCAGGUGCAAGCUUCAACACAUUGAGAAGUUCCCAAAUGCAAAAUUGAUCAGCCUUGGAGUUGGUGAUACCACUGAGCCUCUACCAGACAUCAUAGCAUCAAGCAUGGCAGAAUAUGCACUAGCCCUUUCAACGCCUGAAGGUUAUAGAGGGUAUGGACCUGAGCAAGGCUACGAGGCAUUGAGGAAGGCUAUUGCUGAAUCAUUCUACAAAGAUAUAUCCGUAAAAGAUACAGAAAUUUUUGUGACGGAUGGCUCACAGUGCGAUAUUACUCGUCUGCAGCUGGUUCUUGGUGCAAAUGUGACAAUAGCUGUACAGGACCCCUCUUAUCCGGUUUAUCAAGAUUCAAGUAUCAUAAUUGGUCAGGCUGGAAAUUACAAAGAUGAAGCUUUGAAGUGUAGGAACAUUGAAUACAUGAGAUGUUCUCCUCAAAAUAAUUUCUUUCCUGACUUGGAUACAACGUCGAGAGCAGACAUUAUCUUCUUUUGCUCUCCGAACAAUCCUACUGGUCAUGCGGCAACACGAAAGCAGUUAGAGAAACUUGUGGAAUUUGCAAGGAAUAAUGGUUCGAUUAUCAUUUUUGAUUCCGCCUAUGCAUCUUAUAUUAUGGAUGAUAGUCCUCGGUCAAUCUUUGAAAUUCCUGGUGCCAGAGAGGUUGCAAUUGAAGUUUCGUCUUUCUCCAAGUUGGCUGGGUUCACGGGUGUCCGUCUUGGUUGGACAGUGGUCCCUGAAGAACUCUUAUUCUCAAAUGGAUUUCCUGUCAGAAAUGACUUUGAUCGCAUUGUGUGCACUUGCUUUAGUGGAGCCUCCAAUAUAGCUCAGGCUGGUGGACUGGCCUGUCUAUCCUCGGAGGGUCUGAAGGCUACAGAGUCCAUGGUUCAGUACUACAUGGAGAAUGCAAGGAUUCUGGUUGACACUUUCACUUCUCUGGGUUUAGAGGUAUAUGGAGGUGCAAAUGCCCCUUAUGUGUGGGUUCGUUUUCCUGGCUCAAAAUCUUGGGAUGUAUUUUCUGAGAUUCUUGAGAAGACUCACAUAAUCACAGCUCCAGGUUCCGGAUUCGGAGCAGGAGGUGAAGAGUUCCUAAGAAUCAGUGCUUAUGGCAACAGAAAGUGUAUCCUUGAGGCCUCACGGAGGCUGGGGAGCUUUUUCUCCUGAGGAGAGCAUUUUAUUUUUGAGAAAGGAUUUGUAAAAGUUUCAAAUAGACAAGUUUUAUACAAGUCCUUGUAUAAAAGUAGACUUCACCUUAAAAAAGUGAAAAAAAGUAGACUCUGUCCACUUUUACAGAGGGCUUGCAUGAGACUUGUCUAUUUAGGACUUAUACUUAGCAUUACUGAUCUCUAUUUUCCUUUCUGGCACAUCCGUACAUGUACUCUUACAUAAAGCAAAGUGAUUUGGUAAACGUUAUUUGGUGUGUAAUAACUCAUAUACUUUCA